Molecule: messenger RNA, 3696 nt
Organism: Nicotiana tabacum (common tobacco)
Lineage: Eukaryota; Viridiplantae; Streptophyta; Magnoliopsida; Solanales; Solanaceae
Product: transcription termination factor MTERF4, chloroplastic
Biological process (GO): developmental process; regulation of DNA-templated transcription
Molecular function (GO): double-stranded DNA binding
Source: RefSeq, a predicted model, not a curated record
UGACUAUAAGCUCAAGCCACCAAACUCUUGGAAGGGAUCAGUUAUAGGUAAUAGCAGAAGAGUGCUACUAUCAAAUUGCUUUAUACAAAGGUGUCUUUGGCCUCAACGUUACGCAUAUGAACCGCAGUUUGCAGAUGGAUUGUUUUGUAACGCGACGCAUUUUGGGGAAAAAGUUCCGCCUAAAGAGUGAACUCGUCGUCUUUUACUUCCGCCUAAAGAGUGAACUCGUCGUCUUUUACAUACUCAAAUCCCUCUAUUCCCUUUGAAGCUAUGGAAGCGAGCUUCUUUCAUUCUUGAAUAAAGGUAAAUCUUUAAUCCCCUCUACAUCCAUUCCUAUUUUUUUUUUCUUUUUUCUGUAACAGUUUCAACCUCAAAAAUUUAGGAUUCUCUAAAAUGAGUUCAAUUUUCAGAAGAAAAGAUACAUUCUUGAAGCUAAUUCUUGGAAAAACCUACCAAAACCCUCAAAAAAUAUUUAUUCAUCUUCCUACGUCUAUAAAUCAGAGGCCCUUUUCAACCCAGUCGCCAAAAAAAUUCCCUGAGUAUGAAAUGCCUUCAGUGACAUGGGGAAUAUUGCAAAAGAAUAAAGAAAAACUUGUCUCAAGAGUUAUAAUUUCUGACUAUUUAAAAAGUAUAGGCAUAGUCACUAAUGAAUUAGAGGAUCAAGAAUUGCCAUCUACAGUUGAAAUCAUGCGUGAACGUGUCGAAUUUCUGCAGAAUAUUGGUUUAACAAUUGAUGAUAUCAAUGAGUAUCCCUUAAUGCUUGGAUAUAGUGUGAGGAAAAAUGUAAUCCCUGUUUUGACAUAUUUAGAAAAAAUAGGGAUUCAAAGGUCAAGUCUUGGUGAAUUUGUUAAACGUUAUCCACAAUGUUUGAAUGCUAGUGUUGUAGUGGAGCUCGUUCCGGUUGUCAAUUUUUUACGGGGGCUUGAUGUCGAGAAGCUUGAUAUUGGAUAUGUUUUAAUGAAAUACCCAGAGUUGUUAGGGUUUAAGCUCGAGGGAACGAUGAGUACUUCAGUAGCUUACUUGGUCAGUAUAGGGGUUAAUCCGAGGGAUAUAGGGCCAAUGGUAACACAAUAUCCAUAUUUAUUGGGGAUGAGAGUUGGGACCAUGAUUAAACCGUUUGUGGACUAUUUGCUUUCGUUGGGUUUGCCGAAGAAAAUUUUAGCAAGGAUGCUCGAGAAACGGGCGUAUCUGCUUGGAUAUGAUCUUGAACAGACAGUGAAAGUGAAUGUAAAUUGCUUGCUUAGUUUUGGAAUUAGGAGGGAAGCUCUGCCUUCUGUUAUUGCACAAUAUCCGCAAAUUCUUGGUUUGCCUUUGAAGGCUAAGCUGUCAUCACAACAGUAUUUCUUUAAGUUGAAGCGCAAGAUUGAUACUGAUGGGUUUGCUCGUGUAAUUGAGAGGAUGCCGCAAAUUGUUAGCCUUCAACAGCAUGCUAUAUUGAAACCUGUAGAGUUCCUUCUUGGGCGGGGUUUUUCAGCUGAUGAUGUGGCUAAGAUGAUUAUAAAAUGUCCUCAGUUAGUUGCUGUACAAGUUGGCUUCAUGAAAAAUGGCUAUUACUUUUUCAAGAGUGAUAUGGGCAGGCCAAUGGAAGAACUUGUGGACUUUCCGGACUAUUUCACUUAUAGUUUAGAAUUAAGAAUCAAGCCGAGGUACCAGAGGUUGCAAAGCAAGGGAAUCAAAUGUUCUUUGGCUUGGUUUCUCAACUGCAGUGACCAAAGAUUUGAAGAGAGAUUGUAUGGUGAUUAUAUAGUGCCUGAAAGUUCCGGUCCAUCAUUUUGUAUGGGUGGGAAGUUAGAAAUGGCAGGCAGUGAUAAUGUAUCAGAAGAGGAGGAAAGUGAUGAUGAUUCACUUUAUAGACGCACUGUCUCUUUGUAGGAACUUUGCUUAAAAUCAUUGACAAAUAACAGCUUAUGAUGUUUGCUUAACAUCCUAGCCUUUUAACCUGAACUGAGAUAUUUUCUAGCUCCAUGUAAGGAAACUUCUCUUAUCUUUUAUACAUGUUAGAUUUUCGCCUUCCUACAUUAUACUCUUCUACAUAUUGGUAUAUUGUCCAGUCUCAUAUGAGAACAAUGAUCUUUCAGAGCUAUUAAGUAGACUAUGCUCUUUAAUUUCUGUUUCAGAUUUAAAGUUGUUGAAAAAUCACAGUUGUGAUGUUUGCUUAGCUUACUAGCUUUUUAAUUCCUGAAUUGAGAAAUUAUGUAGCUCGAACAGGGUACUUUCUGUCAAUUGAAGGCAAAAAUGUUAUCAAAUGUGUGAUAAUGCUUUAGAAAUCUGCAAAUCGAAAAUUAGCAACUACGUGGGCUUGGGUUCUACAAGCUGGUGAGAGCAAUUAUAAUUACUUCGAGCCGUUCUGUGUGAAUUAUACUUUGUAGAUGGUGUUCCUGCCAUUGACUAAUAGCUCUCACCCUUUGGUGAUAUGCUAUUUCUAUCAUGCUAACUUGCAGCUCACUCAUGCAUUAAUUUUCAUUGUAUUAGGCUUGUCAAUAGGAAGGAGUACCUCCUGUUUAUUCGAGUGGACCGUGUAGGGCCCAAUCAUAGUCACAAUUACAAAAAAGAAGCCCCAUGGUCGCAAACCCCUAGAAGGCAGGAAAUUCUUCAGUAUCUUGUAUUUCGCAUGAUUGAUAAAAUAAUAGAGUAGUUAGUACGACCAAGUUGAGCCAUAUUCUGUGGUCUUAUUUUGAAGUUUUGUGCUCCCGUGUCCUAGUAGAACACAUCUUCUAGUUGAAAUCAUUCAGAUGCGAAGUAUUAAAAUGUGGUGAAAUAGAAUUGAGCAUGCAAAAAGCUGAAUUAUUCCUAUCUAUUUUGGUGUUUAUUAUCUACUAUAGUACUAAAUUUACUGUUGGUUGCAAUUUUUUCUUUUAUUGCUCUAUAUUGCAGCAGAUCUGGAGUGAUCAAUGUUGCAAAUGGAAGUUGAUGGCUUUGCAGUUAUGUUAUUCCUUUCUAUGAUAACAGUGUAGGUUAGGUGUUUUUUUCAACUAUGAACUUGAAACUUUUCAGGGAGAAGUGUCUUCUCUAAGCUGUGAAUUUAUCUUACCGGCCAUGUUUGUGAAGCAAUACACCAGCUACAUCCAUGUCUGCUGAGGAAAAAAUGAUUACAUAUAAUUUUUAUUUUUUGUCUCUUUCUAUCCACAGGCCUGGUGAUGUGUCUUUCAACAAAAUAUCACUAGGGUACAGCUUUUGUCUUUUGACUGGAUAUCUUAUUAUCCAAGAUUCCAAGUUUUUACACACUGACAUUGCAAUAAGUAGCAGUAUUCUCUUCCAAUGGUAUGAUGCAUGUAUCCUCCACGUUUGUCUCGUAGCCCCAUUUGACUUGGAAACCUGAGUCUUGCAUCCUCGAAAUGCUUCAUUAGUUCUACAUAUUUCCAUUUGUAAGCAUCCACCUCCCUGCCCCGGCUGGUAAUAAGGUCAGUAAUUUGAUCACAGCAAGUUUCAAGUGAAGUUUAGCAGUUUGUAAUUGUGAGCUGUGUACUUUUUACUGCUUUAGCUUCUGUUCUUUUCUUCCUUAAUGCCCACAUUAAGCAGGCAGGAAAAAGACUUGAUAGAAGGCUGCAUGAGUGGUCAGAAGUCGGUGGUAUUGGCAAGGUACUUAACUUUGUGAAUUCUUUAUAGGGGCAUGACAGGUGAUAGUUUUUUUUUUAAUCUUGUGAUGGCAACAAAGUGGGGUUAUUUUGAUCUUCAGUAUUGUAUCCAUUUUUCUUA